Ostrea edulis (European flat oyster) is the source of this 1599-nucleotide messenger RNA. Its product is annotated as mannose-P-dolichol utilization defect 1 protein-like. Lineage: Eukaryota; Metazoa; Mollusca; Bivalvia; Ostreida; Ostreidae. The record is from RefSeq and is a predicted model, not a curated record. The transcript is spliced from 5 exons. The coding region runs from base 298 to 1122 and encodes 274 amino acids.
AUUGUCGUUUUUCUAACCCUUGUAAACAUCAUUUGCCGCGUUGUAAUUACGAAGCAUGCUUACAGUUGUUUACAUGUGCUGCGGACUUUGGCACUUUUCAUCAUAUAAUGAAAUCUCGCUCUGUCACUGAGUAAUGAUGUUUAGUACAUGUACUAUUGAUAGCUCGUCUGGACUGACUAAGGCCGUCUCAGUGUAAACUACGAUUAUAUCGGAUGCUACUUUCUCGUUAUCUACCCGCGCCAUUUUGUCAGUAGACCGGGUGAUAUUUAUCUGUCCCGUACUCAGACGGCAUGCACUAUGGAUGAUACCGGACUCGGGGUAUAUAAACCACUGGACAUCGUGCUACACGGCGUAUAUGAUCUAGUGGAACUCGUACAGAGCGCGUGGAACAUGUUUGAAUCUACAACAACAGCCACUCAGUCCCUGGGUGGGGGUAUCCCGGAUGUGUGCUAUACGGAACUGUUUCAGAGGAGGUAUUUAUUUUACGGACAGUGCCUGCUGACAUUUGUGGUGAAAAUCUACGGUUAUGUGUUAAUUGGAUCCAUGAUUUUUGGUCAGCUUCCUCAAAUAUUUAAAGUUCUUAAAAGACGGAAUGGUUCCGGAAUCAACGUCAUGAGCACGCUUCUCAUGCUGGAGGCCUCGUCGUCCACUGUAGCGUACUCAGUCUGGAAACAGUUUCCCAUUAAUGCAUGGGGCGAGAAUCUGGUGUUUAUGGUGGAGAACGUGGUACUGGUUUGUUUGUUACUGCAGUACAAUAGGCGCCCUCUGUCGGCACUGAUGUUUAUGCUACUCUACAUCGUGAUUAUGCUUACUCUACUUUUACCUGUACUGCCCACAACGUUUCUCAUCUCUCUCCAUAUUCUCAGCAUGCCCGUCCUGAGCGUCAGCAGGGUGAUGCAGAUCUACACAAACUUUAAGAACCAUGGGACUGGGCAGUUGUCAGCAGCCUCGGCCUUUCUCAGCGCGUUCCAGAGUUUUGGAAGGUUCACGUCCUCAGUGCUGCUGACCAUGGACAAAAUCAUGAUCCUAACCUUCGUCCAGGCAUGCGUACUGAACAUCUUUCUCACGGUUCAAAUUGUUUAUUACAGAAGAAAAGAAAAGAAAAGCAAGCGCGCGACGUGAAAGUAAAACUGUCAAAUGAUGCAGAAUCGUGCAACCAUUCGAUGUCAAAUCGUCAGGUGUCUUCUUAAGGUCUGACGCAUCUAAUGAAAGGGAAUUAUCACUGCAGCAUCCCGAAUAUUUGUGAGGUACGGAAAAUGUCAUUGUCUUUAGACAACGAAUGACAACUCUAUACAUGUAACACAGGAGAGAGAGAGAGAGAGCAGUGAACCAGUAAAUCUGUGAACCAGUAAAUCCGCCCAAAAUGCAUUGUAAAUCUCAAAUACGUUGAAAGAUACAAAUGUACAUGCAUGUGUGUUGUUUUGUGAGGGUUUGUGUUAUACGAAAUGAAAUCAUGAUCAGCUGACAUAUCGCACCUUUUAAAACAUGAAAUGUUUCAAUUCAUCAAACCACCAGGAAUGUAUGGCAAUGUAUGUUGUAGUUUUCAUUGUAUAACAAAUGUAAUUGUGACGAUGGAUUUAAUAAAUUGACGAAACUAAA